CUCCCCUCCCCUCCGUCCCUCCUCCUCUUCCUCGGUGUGGCGCUCCUCCGGCAGGCAGGCAGGCAGGCAAGGCAGCAUGGCGGCCGUGGAGAUGCGGGUGUGCGAGACGGACGGCUGCAGCAGCGAGGCCAAGCUCCAGUGUCCCACCUGCAUCAAGCUGGGCAUCCAGGGCUCGUACUUCUGCUCGCAGGAGUGUUUUAAAGGAAGUUGGACUACUCACAAGUUACUACAUAAGAAAGCAAAAGAUGAAAAAGCAAAACGAGAAGUAUCUUCCUGGACUGUAGAAGGUGAUAUUAACACUGACCCAUGGGCAGGUUAUCGAUAUACUGGUAAACUCAGACCACAUUACCCACUGAUGCCAACAAGGCCAGUGCCAAGUUAUAUUCAAAGACCAGAUUAUGCAGAUCAUCCAUUAGGAAUGUCUGAAUCUGAACAGGCUCUUAAAGGUACUUCUCAAAUUAAAUUACUGUCAGCUGAAGACAUAGAAGGGAUGCGGCUUGUAUGUAGGCUUGCUAGAGAAGUUCUGGAUAUCGCUGCUGGGAUGAUUAAACCAGGUGUAACUACUGAAGAAAUAGAUCAUGCUGUACACUUAGCAUGCAUUGCAAGAAAUUGCUACCCUUCUCCCUUGAAUUAUUAUAAUUUCCCAAAGUCUUGUUGUACCUCAGUGAAUGAAGUCAUCUGCCAUGGAAUUCCAGACAGACGGCCUUUGCAAGAAGGUGAUAUUGUUAAUGUGGACAUCACUCUUUAUCGCAAUGGCUACCAUGGGGACCUGAACGAGACAUUUUUUGUUGGAGAUGUGGAUGAAGGAGCACGCAAACUAGUUCAGACCACAUAUGAAUGCCUGAUGCAAGCCAUUGAUGCAGUGAAACCUGGUGUCCGAUACAGAGAAUUGGGAAACAUUAUUCAGAAACAUGCUCAAGCAAAUGGAUUUUCAGUUGUUCGAAGCUAUUGUGGGCAUGGAAUCCACAAGCUGUUUCAUACAGCCCCCAAUGUACCCCACUAUGCCAAAAAUAAAGCAGUUGGUGUGAUGAAAUCAGGCCACGUAUUUACAAUUGAACCAAUGAUUUGUGAAGGUGGAUGGCAGGAUGAAACCUGGCCAGAUGGUUGGACUGCAGUGACGAGAGAUGGAAAGCGGUCUGCUCAGUUUGAGCACACCCUAUUGGUGACGGACACUGGCUGUGAAAUCCUCACCCGGAGACUUGAUAGCUCGCAGCCUCAUUUCAUGUCCCAGUUUUAAUUUCUCCCAAGACGCCACAUCUCAAUAAUACCUUCCUACUGUACUAUGCAUUUUAUUAAGAGUACAGGCAGGAAGAAGCUUUUCUUUUUGUAAUCACCUGUUUUGUUUUGACUAUAGAUAAGAAAGGACUACACCAUUUGGUAUGUGACCUCGAGAGCUUGUCUUGGGUCUGAAAAAACUGAGAAGAAUAAAGGAAAUAUUGCUCACCUCUUCUCAAUCCCCCCUGCCUCACCUCCUCAAUUCUCUCAACCCAUAUUUCCUUAUUUACCCCUUGAGCACUUUUACUUGAGCCUGCUUCUAAAUGCUUUUAUCACUGCCACAAACCAGCCAUCCAGAGCCAGCAGCUUUCCAGGUGAAUGUGGAAGAUGAAUAUCCUCCAAAUAUUAGCAACAUGUGUUGCUCCAUUUUAAAAUUAUAUGUAUGGAAAUAUAUAUGCCUAUAUUUUAAAUUACAUAUGCAUAGUUAGUGAGCACUAUGUGACAUUUGUUUUGAAUUGAUUCUGUUUUGACAAGGUUAUUUGCUGUCAUAAACGGAUCCAUACUUGGUAGUGAUUUAAUUCCUAGUUGGGAAUUGGCCUCGUCUCUCCCAUGCUAAUUAUUAUCCUUGUAUGUAGGGAAGCACUCAGUGAAGCUUUCUCUCCAGAGUCUGGACUCUGUGUUAGUGAGUGAAUGGUAACAUUCACUUUGAAAGAAGGCUAUCAGACUUCUAAAGGCUGGUAUGUGGCAAAAAUAGCUGUGCUCUAGGUGGUGGCUGGUUGUUGCAGAGCCUAAUUUCAUAGUACGCUACUACUUCAGACCUCCAUUUGGUCAGAAAUAUGAGCGAGAAAGCCACCUUUCUUCCUCUUUUUAUUUCACGGGUUACCUUGGAGGUACUCAGAAAGGUGUGUAGAGAUUGCCCUGUGGCACAGGGUGGUGACAGAGCUCCACAGUGUCUCCAGCUGGGAUCACAGUUAGGUGGGCUGUGAAAUUCUAACAUUUAGUAAACCAGCGAUGAGAAAGGAACUUAAAAUCUAAGUGCUGUAACUUGUGGUAGGGAUCAGCUGUCCUUGGUGUGUUGGAAACGCACCUCACCUAUGUGUAGUUGAGAGCAUUUGACCUCAGCUGCCCAGUAUCUACUCCUUUCAGUGUUUGUCCAAGUAGUGCAUCCAGUGAAGACAUAUCAGAUCCUGAAGUAGUUGUCACUCCAGCAUACUUGGUUACUGUGUGUCUGUCUGAUGACUUUCUUACAAUAUACUUUGAUACCACUGACACAUUAUACUCGUAAGAGAUCUUUUCCAGAGUGCCUCAGACCUUAUUGCUUUAAGAGAAUUAUGAUGUUUUCAUUGUUUUUAUUUUAAUGAUUUCAUAAUGUGACUGAAUCUGGCAUAGACUUCGGGGGCUGUGUGUCUGUGUGUGUGAGGUUUUUAUCAAGAUGUAAUAUUUGUGAAUGGAAUGCCUUGUAUUAUGAAUGUUAAUAUAAUGUGUAAAGGGAGAUUAAAAGUUUGAAUGAUUGUCCCACCA
Molecule: messenger RNA, 2736 nt
Organism: Jaculus jaculus (lesser Egyptian jerboa)
Lineage: Eukaryota; Metazoa; Chordata; Mammalia; Rodentia; Dipodidae
Gene: Metap1
Product: methionyl aminopeptidase 1
Exons: 11
Coding region: 77-1237 (386 amino acids)
Biological process (GO): proteolysis
Molecular function (GO): metalloaminopeptidase activity
Source: RefSeq, a predicted model, not a curated record